This is a messenger RNA of Cylicocyclus nassatus, 2155 nucleotides long. Lineage: Eukaryota; Metazoa; Nematoda; Chromadorea; Rhabditida; Strongylidae. The record is from the annotation of a GenBank genome assembly.
UCUUCUAGUGCAAGGUUUUAGUGCGGUUGCAUUUUGAAACCGUACUGCAUUCUCCGAGCCUCUCCAAUAAGUCUAGCCUCUCCAAUAAGUCUAUCUCUUCUCAAUACACAACUGAUAAGUCAAUCAGGAUUGACCACGGCAAGGAGAAAUGGGAAGAUACGGGAUUGAAGUUGUCGAGGACGAUUAUAAGAUCAAAGCAGGCACCGUGCCAACCAGCGCCAUUGACCCCACGCGACCCCACCUUCCAGUUUCUUUAACCAACUCACGGCGAUACGGAAGUCAGGGAGGGAACACCAGAAGUACAAGCACCAUUACGAAGGAAGAAGAACUUCCAGGUGCAAGCACCGCAGAAGCAAAAGAGAUUUUAAGUACGAGCGCCGCGGUAGAAACGAAACAGAGCGUUCCUUCUAUAAACAUACAAGGUUGGUCGAAGGAUACCAUUAUCAAGUAUUUUCAUCUAAAGGACGGUUUCCUUGACAAGGCGGAUUUUCUUUGGGAAGAAAACUCAUCUUCUAGUUCGCUAGCUUCACUUGUGGAGGAGGCAAGUCGAGAGAACAUCAAUGUACCUUCUCGUCGAGAUGAGCCUGAAAGAGUGAUAGGAGAUCACAAGAAGAGGGGAUCGAAACGGCGCUUGAGAUCACCGUCGUCUUCAUCUGAACGUCACGUACCUCCUCACCUCUUCGCUGAGACACUUCCCUUUCAUAAAAAACAAUGCACUGAGGAAAGAAUCGUAGAAGUCAAAGAGAAGUUUGGAAGCGAGUGCUUGCUGGCACUACAACAACAAUCGGAAAGGCAGCCGGGGCAGUUAUUGCACGAAGGGAAGCCUGUGCACAAGGAUCAGAAACGAAAGCGUUCUUCAUGUUCGUCGUCAUUUUCACCUGUGUAUCACUCGACACCUAAGAAGGAACGGUGCGCUGGGAUGGCGGAAGCUGACGAGGUUUGUCAGCCGAUGCGCGAAAAGCAACUGAUGUGCGAGGAGCUGCGUACGCAACAGGAGCAGGAGCAGUCGAUGCGCGAAAAGCAACCUAUGUACGAGGAACAGCCGUUACCUUCGAACUACCCAGUAACAUUCGAAGAGCAGCCAAUGCGCAAGGAACAGCCAAUAAUGCUCGAGAAGCAUUUUGUGCCCGAGGAGCAGCAGCACGAGGGUCAGACAGUGCGCAACGAAACUCCAUCAAGCACGUUGCCCGACUCACCAGAAACUGUGAGAACCUGCCUUAGAAAUGUCAUUGAUGUUAGCGAUUUCCCAAGGAAUUUAUAUGAUCAAGUCGCCAAGGGCAUGCUCAGUAGCACCGAUCUGGAGCGAAUUACCUGUGAGUGUCUCCACGAAAUUCAAUUCGACAUGAGUGACCUUCAACAUAUGGCAAGAACAUCUCAACUGAACACAUCAUCUAACCAGGCCGAGGCUAUUCGCUCCCUAGCAGGGGUCCGCAUCGCUCAUAGGCUUCAGAAGAACUUGCUACUAAAAGAAUUGGCUGGGCUUCAGAAUGAGGUGCGCUUGAUCAAAGCCUUUAAAACCCGUGCGCCCACUGUUUCUAAUCAAGUACGGUGGGCUCUGAAUUAUGAGAAUUUGGAAAAAGUAUAUGUUUUGGAUCUCCGCAAGCCGUUCAAGAGUAUGAAUUUGAACUUGUUUUUGCACCAUCACGUACAGGUAGCGAAAGUAGCAAAGGAUGCCUUCGAUGAAAUUACCUGCUUCUUACGAUCGCUCUUUUCUCAGAUAUGCUACCCCGACCCAUCAGAGAUUUGGUAUUACUCACAUAGGGCAUACAGAGGCCUAUUAGAAUUACCGGGGACAAUCCUUCAUCCACUGAUUGAUUUCAUAGUGGAAGCAAGGGGGCUAGGUCAACGAGAGCUCAGUAGUUGGAGGUUUGAAGGUCUGAAGUGUUCUGAUAACGCGUUUUGGCUGAGCUUGGCCGAUUGUGAAGAGGAGCGAGAACGCGAAUUCAAACGUCUUCUGAAAGCCAAACUUAACUGGGUCCGAAUAUCGAAAUCGUGCAUAGCAAAAGCACUAGAGGAUGUUCGUGGCUAUUGCAUGUGUGAAGGACGCUUGGUCCCUGCAGUGAAUGGUGAUGAGGAUGGUCUGCGAUGGGCUGAUAAGAAAGCAAUGACACCUGAAGCGUGGAGACAACUGACACUGAGGGAGGCGGUGCCCUAG